Penicillium daleae is the source of this 1842-nucleotide messenger RNA. RefSeq lists its product as uncharacterized. Lineage: Eukaryota; Fungi; Ascomycota; Eurotiomycetes; Eurotiales; Aspergillaceae. The transcript has 4 exons. The coding region runs from base 1 to 1842 and encodes 613 amino acids. The record is from RefSeq and is a predicted model, not a curated record.
AUGGAGAUCAAUGCCGAAGAAUCUAUACAGCGGUGGCUGGCAAAUGUCCCCGAAGGUCCGCCAUCGCAACCGGAUUGCGAAGGUCUGAAUACCACAGGCUUUGAGUCCAAUGGGAAGCUUUCCACUGCUCUGGAGCCAAGUGACACUGGCCCAGCCAUCCGUUGGCCAAAUAUCAACAAACGGCCGCGAGACGAAAAUGCAGACUCUGGACAGUGUCUACACCCACGGGAUGUGGGCAACCGGUACGAAAGAAGACCGCGUCGCAAGACUCGAGAUGAUAAAUAUGAAUACAAACGGCCGGGUUCUCCAAGAAAACGACUAGCCCGAUCACACAAGGACAAGGGUAAAAGGACGAGGACGAACAGGAAACAUGCAAUGAAUGAUGCCUUUCAUGCAUCCAACGUUGCUCGGGAAAGACUCACCCUUCGCAAUACUAUGAACAUGGGUAUAUUUAGCAAGGGCAAAGCCUCAUCGCCGAUCAAACUUCGCGACGCUCCUGACCUUUCUUUCUCAGAAACCCGAUUUCUGGCUCAGAAAGAUCAAGUGCCUUUAGGGACAGGCACUGGCGCAGGUACAGGUUUUGACGAGUCUCCCCUGCAGAAGAAACUAAGUCAACAUUCACGCCCGAAGAUUUCCCACUACGUGUUUCGUGAGCCCUCAAAGGUGGUGGCCACUGAGCGACCCACUAUUCAACACACGGCGUUGUCCGUACAGCUCAGUCAAGGAGACCAGUGGCAUCCCUCGGGGCCACAGGGUAUUACGCCAUCCACCCCAGCUGCAGCUUCUGCCGCCCAAUGCAGCCUGGGUAAAAAACAGGCCAAGCUUCAACGUUCGCAAGGUCAACUGCCACACUCUGAUCAUGAAUCUCGAUCUCCAACGCCAUACUCUUGGUCUGUCAGUGAUAGACGGGGGUCGCAGCAGAGCAGAAAGUUGGAAGAUCGGUUGCUGAAGAUUCUACACACCGGCCUAUCGCCACGAUCACUUGAUGAAGUCAAUAACUCUCCUGGCUCCAUGAAAGGUUACUGCAAUAUACAGGAUCUGAGGGGUCUUCUCGAAAGUCGAAAGACCCAUUGGCUGCCACAGACGAGCAUCCAUGGAAUGACGACUUGCAACGAGGCACCGGAGUCUCUUGCGGUGGUAACUGAAACUGCCCAAGGCCUCGAAAAGGUCACUAUUGCGCAGUUCGAGAGCUCAGAAGCGGCAUUAAAGAGUGGCAACAGGCCAAGUCACAUACAGAAAACCCCAGAUGGCCUGUUCUGCAUACCUCAGCGCAACCAGGUUCGCAGCCAGGAGGACGAAGUCCCAAAGGACCUUUCACCAUCGUCUCAGCAACACCGUCCCGUCCUUAUUGAACCAAAAUCAGUGGGGCUGGAUUUGGAGGAUGACGAUGCCUUCUUCCAGAAACUGGAUGCAGCAUACUGCUUAAUCUUCGAGCCGGAGGGCGUUAGGCCUGAACCUUUGGGUCUGGGACCCAUCGUACGUCACGGGUCAAAUUGGUCUAUCGCAAAGCAGACCCAUAAUCAUGGUUCCAUAUCCUCCCGCAGGAUACAUCCAUCGCUUUGCGAGUCGAUUGAUACGUUGUUGUGUGGUCAAUUAGGUCUUGAUGUUUUACCUACAUUCGCGAACCCUUCUCAUCGUCCACACGAAGAGUUGACAGCGUUUCCUCAGAGUGAUAUCAUGGCAUUGCAAGCCUUGGAACGUCACUCGACGGGAGAAGUCUUGGUACAAGGCCCUGAAGUGGCGCACAGGUUUCAUCUGAGUGGUCCUCUUCCUGCAAAUGCUUCCGAGCAAUUCUGCCCCCCAGUCCCACCGGAAUUCUGGAGACAAAAGAGACUGUAUUGA